Penaeus monodon (black tiger shrimp) is the source of this 1130-nucleotide messenger RNA. RefSeq names its product translation initiation factor IF-2-like. Lineage: Eukaryota; Metazoa; Arthropoda; Malacostraca; Decapoda; Penaeidae. The record is from RefSeq and is a predicted model, not a curated record.
UUAUUGUUGUUUACAACCAGCAUAUGCUAUGAAGGAAAUUUCAUGCCAUUAAUUCCGUGCGCUUCUUCCCCGCAGACCCAGGAGAGGCGGAGGAGCCAGCCGGCAGGAGGAAGCAGUCUCAGCUGGUGAACGGCGGGGCGGGCGGGGCGCCGCCAAGAGCCUCCGACGCGCCCUCGAGGCCAGCGGCGAAGCCCUCGGCCGAGGCGUCGCGAGCCGUCUGCACUGAGUGAGUGCCCUGGGAGCGAGUGCCAGCCUUCACGCGGGGAUUGUAUAGUGAAUAGUGAAGUGUGUCGAUGAUGUGCAAGUGGACGCAUCCCAGUGAGGCCUUGUGUUCGGCUGCUUCUGUGUGACCUUUCGGGACGCUUACGAUGGCGGAGGGCGAGGACCCCGCCAACCUGGGAGGAGGAUACCCACGCCCAUACUCGCACGUGAUCCCCGCGACCUCCUACGCCCACGACAUGGCCUCCCACAGACUGUCAGACUCCAGGUUCUUCUUCUCGGAGAGGCGCCUGUCCCAGCUCUUCAACGUGGACGCCUGGACAGAGGAGGGCGAGGAGGGCCAGGCCGACGAUUUCGCCGACGACGAGGACGCCGGCCAUGAUCCGCCCCCCGAGCCCGCCCCCAGGGCCUCCUACUGCCCCCCGUCCCCAGGCACCCCAGGGGACGCGGUGCCGCAAGCGCCCUCUGAUGCGCCCUAUGCGGGGGCGCGGCGCGAGCCCUCCAUCUACUCCACGCUGAGCUCCGGCUGCCACCUGGACCCGAGGUUCUCCGCCGAGGUGGCGCUGGACAUGGCCCGCCUGUCCACCCUGAGCGGGGGGUCGGGCCGCUUCAGUACGGGCCGCCUGGAGGACGAAGACGAGGACGGCUACGGCGGAGGCAACAACGGGGACGUGACGCCCACGCCGGGGUCCCCUGGCUCUUGUCGGGGCUCGCACAGCGUGUCCUCCAGGUACUCGCAGCUGUCCACGCUCACGGACUUCCCUGGCGUCUUCCGGCCACCAGUCGUCGCUGCCGUCCGUGCUGUCGGAGCUGGCGGGCGAGGUGGACGGCGUGGCGGAGCUGCUCACGGACGAGGACGAGACGAUGGGUCCGGGGCCCAUGGUGUGGGGCGGCGACGAGGUCGUCAACUG